UCUCAAAUGAUGCACGUUUGUUAUAUUGUCUGAAACUCAGAAGUAAAAUUUCAAUUGGAUGAAAACUAGUAGGACGAAUUCUCUCGAUACCGUUUAGCAAAUCGUCAGUCUGUACUAGUACCACUGGCAAUCCUCGGCUGAUUCCGCUACGCUCCAUACAUUAUGCGCGAAACAACCCGAGUAGUUCCGAGUUGGGGUAGUAAACAAAGCAUGGUCGUCCGUCCAGUUUUGAACCGUGUCUUGCGACACCGAUGCUUAAAUAUUUCCAGAAUGCAUACGUCCACACAGGCAGGUGCAAAUUCAACAAAUGGGAAACACAGAAAAAGCUUCACGGUAUGUGUGGAAGGAAAUAUUGCCAGUGGAAAAACUGCAUUUUUAGAAUACUUCAAAAAGAACAAGAAUGUUGAGAUUUUUGAAGAACCAGUCAAGAAAUGGAGAGAUGUCCAUGGGAACAAUGCUCUUGCUAUGAUGUAUGAAGACCCGACUAGAUGGGCGCUAGCCUUACAAACUUACAUACAGCUGACAAUGUUAGAACUCCACCAGAGUGAAACGGAUAAACCGGUGAAAUUAAUGGAGCGCUCUAUUUACAGUGCCAAGUACUGCUUUGUGGAAAACCAUUUCAAAAGUGGUAUGAUGCCAGGCCUGGAGUAUGUAGUACUUACAGAGUGGUUCAACUGGAUCAUAAAGAACAACCACUGUAAUGUGGACCUGAUAGUUUAUUUACAAGCCAAACCUGAGACUGUGUACCAAAGAAUCAGGAACAGAAAUAGACAUGAAGAGCAAAAUAUCUCACUGGAUUAUCUGAAGUCAUUGCAUGACCUUCAUGAAGACUGGCUUGUGAAAAGAACCAAAUUUUCUUUGCCAUCAAAAGUUUUGGUUAUCCCAGCUGAUAAUGAUUUAGAAGAAAUGCACCGGAUUUAUGACAAAAAAGAAAAGGAAAUCUUGUGCGGAGUUUAGUGAGACUGAACAUGCACAAUUGUGCAGUUGGGAAUAAGAACAGUAUUAUUGUUCUUGUCUUAAGUAAAUGUACAAAUGUUCUAUCUAACGAAUAGGGAUAAAUGGUCAACAGGUGAAAGAAGAUAAAACUUGGGCAUUAUUAUACACUGGCAUGUUCAUGAAUUAAAAAGGUGUUUUACCAUAGGUAGAGAAGGGGUCUUUAACUACCGUAAAAUAUACAUAGCCACUGCCAGCAACUGAUUUUAUUUGACACUUUAUUGUGUUCGACAUUCCUUCAAUGAACUUAUUUUAAAUUUUGAUGUGUUCUAUGCCAAACAAGAAAUUUUAUUUUUGGAUCAGUGAUACCUGAUCAUGUGUUCAUAAGAACACUACCUCAAAUUUUGUGUUAACAGUAAACACUUAGUUUAAUCUUGUGAACUCCAGUUUUAGUAUACAUACAUAAAUGUACCAUUGAUGGACAUGAUUCAAACUCAUCUAAUAGAGUCAACUUUUUUAACUCUAACACAUAUUUGUAAGAAGUUGUUCAUGAAUUUCAAUAUGAAUUCAGAUGUUGUAUGUUCCGUUUCUUUGUUUUCAUUUUGUUUUUAGUUUAAACUAGAAGUCUGUAAAUAUACAUGUAUAUGUAUUUAAGAAAUCCAGAGUGAAUGGCAUUACUGUAGAAAAAUGACCUGUUUAUACAUCGGUGUUGUUAAGUGUAUGUGAUAGAUUAAUUUUAAGGUAGUGUUCAAUAUGCAUUCUGUUCAAAUAAUAUUUUCCUGCAUAAUUGCUUUUACAUGUAGUAUUUUUAUAUUGUUUUUAUAUUGUGUUUACCUAUGUAUUACUAUUAUAUUGAAUCUGAAGAUACAGACUUUGUUCAUUUGCUAAUAUUUUAGUUGGAAAAUAUGCUUAAUUUCAAACAUGUUUUUGUUUAAAUUUGAUAGGGAAAAAAUCAUUGUAUAAAAAUGUCAAAUACAUUGGAGAUGUUUGUAGCAUUCAACAUACAUAUUUGAUAGAAAAUAGUUUAAUGUGUAUGAUGUUAUUUCCAGUGACUAUUGCUCAAAUCAUACACAUGCAGGGCAUUAAAGUUUGUGUAAUAAUGGUAUAUUUACUGCCAAGUAAGGAAAUAAUUGUCCAGGAUGUUUCCUGAAACAAAAUUAUGAUGUCAGUCUGUUUAUAUGCACAUGUAAAUAUGUUUCAUGAUCGAUACAUGUUCAAUAAAUAUUUAAUAUAUACA
Messenger RNA from Magallana angulata, 2170 nucleotides. Its product is annotated as thymidine kinase 2, mitochondrial-like. Gene Ontology annotation, molecular function: deoxynucleoside kinase activity. NCBI's taxonomy places the organism in Eukaryota, Metazoa, Mollusca, Bivalvia, Ostreida, Ostreidae. The record is from RefSeq and is a predicted model, not a curated record. The transcript is spliced from 10 exons. Gene Ontology annotation, cellular component: cytoplasm; mitochondrion. The coding region runs from base 163 to 957 and encodes 264 amino acids.